UAUGGAAAUGCAAGAUCUAGCAAGUCCUCAUAAUCUUGUUGGAAGCAGUGAUGCACCAGGUAGUUCUAAACUGGAUAAACCUAAUCUCAGUAGCACAUCAGUUACAACAAAUGGAACAGGAGGAGACAACAUGACUGUUUUAAAUACUGCAGACUGGUUGCUGAGUUGCAGUACUCCCUCCUCUGCAACAAUCAAAACAGAGCCCAUGAACAGCAAUGAAACAACAACAACAACUGGAGAUGGAUCGCUUGACACUUUUACUGGGUCAGGUAAAGCCAUAAUAAGAUCACAUAUUGCUAGAUACCCAUUAAUAUAGCAUUUAAUAACCUUUGCUAAUGAGCAUUGCACUGCAUGGAAGUGAUCUUUUAGAAGCCACAAUAUAGUAACAUUUUAAUACCAAAUAAUAAUUGUAACUUUUCUUUAUUUCUAUUAAAAAAUGCACUUUU
Molecule: messenger RNA, 446 nt
Organism: Meleagris gallopavo (turkey)
Lineage: Eukaryota; Metazoa; Chordata; Aves; Galliformes; Phasianidae
Source: RefSeq, a predicted model, not a curated record